This is a messenger RNA of Desarmillaria tabescens, 1046 nucleotides long. RefSeq lists its product as uncharacterized. The transcript has 3 exons. The record is from RefSeq and is a predicted model, not a curated record. NCBI's taxonomy places the organism in Eukaryota, Fungi, Basidiomycota, Agaricomycetes, Agaricales, Physalacriaceae. Bases 137 to 1018 code for a protein of 293 amino acids. Gene Ontology annotation, biological process: retrograde vesicle-mediated transport, Golgi to endoplasmic reticulum.
CCGUCAUAUGUCCUUGACAAACUCCUACGUGAAGGUUCACACUAACGAACAGAAUACCGGUAUUUUCGGUCCGAUAUCCCGCCCUUUGUGAACACGCACCACGUUGCUAGAAAGCGGCAAGAAAAGCACCACCACCAUGUCUUCUGCAUCUGCACGAGCACAAGCCCGUCGACAAGCCAUCCUCAGUCGUGGCAGUGACCGACUCGCAAAACUCACCACAUCCGGUCGAGGCGAAGAUGCACCGGCUUAUAUGCACGACGAUCCGCCUGUCCCAAAACUUUCCAGCCUUUCGAACUUUGCAGAAGAAGGGACAUCCAUACCGACACCUCCUUCUCGAGGAGACACAGUUCCCACUGGCGCGCCAGAUCCAUCGGUAUGGUCCGAGCAACAGCAGCAGCAGCUCAUGCAGGCGCUCAUGGGGCGAUUACCUGCAGGAGCCGAGACGUCGCCCAUGCCUAACCUAGAGGACAAUCCCUUUUUAUCCAAUCUCCUUGCGGCUUCUGGAGGGGGUAACGGAAAAGGUGGUUUAGCUGGUGGUAUGCCAGCCAUGGGCAAGGUUCCAGAGCCAGUCGUGCAGCCAAAAUCCCUUUUGCAAAAAUUACUACCACUGCUCCAUCUCGUCAUCAUGUGGGGUUUCCUGGCAUUCUUUGUACUGUACAAGGAGCCCCAAGUACAGGAGGCGUUAGGAGGAUUGACGAACGAUCCAAGGAAUGCGCUGUGGCAGAGAUGGGCUGAACUUGGGUCGGAGAAAGGUCGUAUUCAGCUAGUGCCGUUUUUCUGGGCAUUGACGACGAUUCAAAUUGUUUUGCACUCUACUCGCAUAUUCGUUGGCACAGACGCGGCACCUCUGCCUUUCCUACUGAAUAUGGCUGUUCCACUCCUGCCACCACAGCUUUCAUCCACCAUUGUCUAUGGAUGGAAGUACAUUUCGCUGUUCUCUAUGCUGCUUGAUGACCUUGCGGGACUGAUUGUUGGACUGGGAUUCAUAGUAUGGUUGGCAUCAUGGUUCGCUGCAUAGUUGUUUAAUCCCAGAUUUUUGUGGCAUU